Messenger RNA from Paramacrobiotus metropolitanus, 2190 nucleotides. Its product is annotated as tol-Pal system protein TolA-like. Bases 304 to 1830 code for a protein of 508 amino acids. The transcript is spliced from 5 exons. The record is from RefSeq and is a predicted model, not a curated record. NCBI's taxonomy places the organism in Eukaryota, Metazoa, Tardigrada, Eutardigrada, Parachela, Macrobiotidae.
CAGCCGUGUCCAAUCGCAGCUUCCGCCCAUUGUUAUCGGGCCCUCCCACACGCGGCACGCUGAAGCGUGCUUCAGCAGCAGCCAGCGCACUUUUCGUUGCGGCGCUUGCGAUCAACGACCGCUGCUCACUGCUGGCGCUGCACUCGUCGCCAUUGUUUGAUUUCACCACCGGGAACGAAGAGCUGUGAAAUACGCUGCACUUUCAUUCACGCACGGGCACGCACUUUCCAGCCUUGCAUAAUCCUCUUUCCUGCCUUGCUUGAUCUUAUUAAUUUUGACCUGACUUCCGUCACUUCCCAGACCAUGGCUUCAAAGCGAAGUCCCAGCGGUUCUCCCCGGGCAUCCCAGUCACCAUCUAAGAAAGCCCCUGAGACGCACCCAGAGUUUUAUCUGAUUGUAGGAAUACAGAGAGGAACUGCAUUUCCUGUUUUCGAGGAGCUGGAGGAGCUGCUGCGCGAUUCCACGGCAGUCACGGCGCGGAAGUUUUUGACAGCCGUAACUGCAUGGCCCUACUUCAAGUCCUGCGUGGAGAAAGAGAGCUCCAUCAUCAGUUCCCGCGAUGCUGCGUCGCGCAUCUACGGCCUCCCAGAAUGGCCCUGGCCGAACGCACGCAAGGGCGAAGUGGACGACAUCAUUGCUAUAAAGGGUACCAGCGGACAGCGGGAAGUGUGCCUUAACGUGGUCAGGAACCUUCCCUUGUCCGGUUUGACCUGGGAUGUGACCGAUGAUCUCCCGAAGGCAGGCGGCGAGGGCCCGAGCACCAGCGGCCAAAGCGGAGCGGGUGGAGGGGCGCCGCACGCGUCGGGAGCGACUACCUCUGCAGGUGUGCUCUUCAAGUUUCGCCCGUGGCAACCGAAACUGGACGGAAGCGACGUGAGCAAGAAGGACGCCAAGCAGCCCCACCGCAUGGCGCCGGAUGAGCCCGUGCUGGCGGCCCCGGCGAAGCCGGAGGAGCGCAGGUCCGACUCCCGGCGCGAGGCCAACGCGGCGGCCGACAGCGUGAAGCACGCCGCCGGCGGUGUCGUGCAGCAGAGUGGUCGGAAACGGAAGGCGAGCAGUGACGAAGGCGACAAGAAGCGCCGCGACGGCGGCCAGGCCGCGCGGGCCAUCGACGAGCCCCUCCAGGACCGCGCCGCCGCCGCCGAGGUCUCGCAGCGGCAGGAUAAGGGGCCGGACGCCGGGCAGCAUGGCCGCCGUUCCCACGAGCAGGCUGAAGUGGAAUCGGCGCAGUUGGCCAGCGUGAGCGGGCAGAAGGUUGUUGCCAGCGACGAGGACGCCAAGGGCACGGGCCAGGAGACGCCGGACGAGCAUGUGCAGGCGGCCGACGAGAAGAAGGAAGCGCUGAAGCCCGACGCCCGGCACGAGCCCGAGGAAGCGGCCGACACCCUGGAGCAUGCCGCCGGCGACGUCCUGCAGCAACCGGCCGGUGAGAAAGGGAGCGACGAGAAGCGCCGGGAAGAAGUGGACGAGUCCGGCCAGGAGCGGGCCACCGGCGCCAGCGCCAGCGCUACCGGCGUGGACCAGGCGCAGCAUGCGAUGGAGGCGUGUCGUCGUACGCUGGUGGCGGUGCGGGAUGAGGCUGGGACGGCGCUGUCGGACGCUGGGCCGUCGCAGGCUGCCCCCGUCCGUGCGUUCGCGGCGCGCGUGGGCGUCCUCUUCGUCUCGUUGGCGGACAUCUCCUCCCUGGCGCUCGCGUCCUCCAUCGAGGCGUCCGACGUCCAGGAGGGCCUGCUGGAGUUGGCCGCCAAGCUGGAGAAGGGCGGGGCCUCGUCCACCGGCGGCGGGGGCUCUGUUGAGGACCGCGAGCAAGAGCCGCAUGGCAGCAAGUGAGCGCUGAGUGACGCUGACCCAGCGGAUGGUACUCUUUUCGUCUUUAUCAUUCGCCGGCUCAUUUGAUCGCGUUUUAUAAUCGUACACUUUUCCGCCUUGAGCGAGUAAUUUCUUUACAGUCUUUGAAUCAAAUGUUUCGGUAAUCGGUACGCUUUUUUUGGAGAUGUUGUUUGCGUGUAACCGCUAAAUUGGGUUGUACUGCGCGAACGCUUCUGUAUGGUGUUGUGCGGUAUUUUUGGACGACUUUUUCUUUGUACGGCUAACGGGGAUCUCUUUUUUUGUGAACAGCAGUGUUUUGUAUUGUGGCCAACGUUGGGCUUUCAGGGACAAAUUUUUUUUUUUGAUAAAUGAGGAUCGGUA